Messenger RNA from Cimex lectularius (bed bug), 1104 nucleotides. Its product is annotated as SNAPIN protein homolog. The transcript is spliced from 6 exons. The record is from RefSeq and is a predicted model, not a curated record. Gene Ontology annotation, cellular component: BORC complex; eRF1 methyltransferase complex; synaptic vesicle. The coding region runs from base 429 to 1064 and encodes 211 amino acids. Lineage: Eukaryota; Metazoa; Arthropoda; Insecta; Hemiptera; Cimicidae. Gene Ontology annotation, molecular function: SNARE binding; nucleic acid binding; protein methyltransferase activity. Gene Ontology annotation, biological process: lysosome localization; regulation of synaptic vesicle exocytosis; synaptic vesicle exocytosis.
CUGCCUUUGUCAUGGAACAGGAGAUCGUCAGCAAUAUUUCAUCUUUGGAAGACAAGACUGAUGAUUUCUGUGACAACCCGACCAGAGAUUCUCUUGCUGAGGGGUUGAUGAGCGUUAUCAAGCCCACAAUUGACCAACUUGAUGAACGAGUCAAAGCUACACGCUUGAGCCAACUUGAACUAAAAAAGAGUCUUGAUGCCCUUACAAAAGAUCUGAAGGAAAUAGCAGCCGAGAAAAAUUGCCCACUCGAUCUUGAACUCUAUGCAAAUAAACUCGUAAGCACAAGGCACAAGAUUUUGGUAGUUGGAAACAUACUUCAAGCUUCGCAGGACCGCCUUGAUAAACUUCAAGCCCGAAUACAAAAAGAAACCCAAACAAGAACACUAAGUGAUAAAUCUAGCCCAGUUGGUGAACAGCCUAAUUAAAUUAUGGAUAAAUUACCUACCCCUCUGUGGAACUUAAAUGAAUUCACAGAUGAAGUAUAUGAGCCUCGUGAAGAUACAUUCUUAUUAAUGGAUGCCCUCGAAACCGAUUUAAAUCUAAUUAAAAAAUCAAAUGCUAUGGUGGCAUUAGAAAUUGGAUCUGGCUCUGGAGUUGUAAUAACCUCAUUAUCUUUAGCUGUGCCAAAUCUCUAUUGUUUAGCAUUAGAUAUCAAUCCAAAAGCCUGUGUAGCAACAAAAAAUACAGCUGCGCUAAAUAAAACGCAGGUUGAUGUAAUUAGAAGUGAUUUAGUGAAAAGUCUCAGGCUUAAUAAAAGCGUAGAUCUGCUUAUUUUCAACCCACCUUAUGUACCAUCUGAUGGCUCAGAUGAAAAUUCCAUUUUGGACAAGGCGUGGGCAGGCUUGGAGAGAGGAAGGAGCACAAUAGAUUGGUUGUUGCCAAUUUUGGAGGAGCUAAUGUCAAAUACUUGUUUGGGAUAUUUUGUAGCAAUUGAUGAGAAUAAUCCUGAAGAAAUACUUUCAAUACUAAGAAGCAAGGGAUUCAACAGUGAAACGGUCGCAAGAAGAAAAAUAAUCGGAGAAAAAUUGUCUAUAUUACGGUUCUCUAGAGGCUUAGAUUUGUAAUUCAUAAAAAAAAAGUACUAAAUAUAUUUAAACAUAAAUA